Messenger RNA from Rhineura floridana, 2292 nucleotides. It is a transcript of the gene AHCY, whose product is annotated as adenosylhomocysteinase. Lineage: Eukaryota; Metazoa; Chordata; Lepidosauria; Squamata; Rhineuridae. The record is from RefSeq and is a predicted model, not a curated record. The transcript is spliced from 10 exons. Gene Ontology annotation, molecular function: adenosylhomocysteinase activity. Gene Ontology annotation, cellular component: cytosol. Gene Ontology annotation, biological process: L-methionine cycle. Bases 84 to 1385 code for a protein of 433 amino acids.
UAAAGCCAGCUUUUUGCCGCCAGUUGGUUCUCACUGCAUUUUGCGUCUUUCUCUUGCGCGUAUUCCGUUGCAGAAGCUUCAGCAUGUCCGACAAGCCGCCGUACAAAGUUGCUGACAUCAGCCUUGCAGAAUGGGGUCGCAAGGCCCUUGAGAUAGCAGAGAAUGAGAUGCCAGGGUUGAUGAAGAUGCGGGAGAUGUACUCGGCGGCAAAGCCACUAAAAGGUGCUCGGAUUGCUGGUUGCCUACACAUGACUGUGCAGACUGCAGUUCUGAUUGAAACUCUGGGGGCUCUGGGGGCUGAGGUGCAGUGGUCCAGUUGCAAUAUUUUCUCCACUCAGGAUCAUGCUGCUGCAGCUAUUGCCAAAACUGGGAUUCCUGUGUUUGCUUGGAAGGGGGAAACAGAUGAGGAAUACAUAUGGUGCAUCGAGCAAACCCUGUAUUUCAAGGAUGGACAACCCCUAAACAUGAUUCUUGAUGAUGGCGGAGACCUUACCAACUUGGUCCAUACAAAAUAUCCACAGCUCUUGAAAGGAAUCAAAGGAAUAUCUGAGGAGACCACCACUGGAGUCCAUAAUCUCUAUAAAAUGCAUGCCAAUGGGACUCUGAAGUUGCCGGCUAUCAACGUUAAUGACUCUGUCACCAAGAGCAAAUUUGACAAUCUCUAUGGCUGCAGGGAAUCUCUCAUUGAUGGCAUUAAGCGUGCCACAGAUGUCAUGAUUGCAGGGAAAGUGGCCGUUGUGGCAGGCUAUGGCGAUGUUGGCAAAGGCUGUGCUCAAGCCCUCAGAAACUUUGGUGCCAGGGUGAUCAUCACAGAAAUUGAUCCAAUCAAUGCACUGCAGGCAGCCAUGGAAGGCUAUGAAGUUACAACAAUGGAAGAGGCUUGCAAAGAAGGCAACAUAUUUGUUACCACCACUGGAUGCUCAGAAAUUGUGCAGGGAAGGCAUUUUGAGAGAAUGAAAGAUGAUUCCAUUGUGUGCAACAUUGGGCACUUUGAUGUGGAAAUUGACGUCAAGUGGCUGAAUGAGAAUGCUCUGGAGACUGUGAACGUUAAGCCUCAGGUGGACCGCUACACACUAAAAAAUGGCCACCACAUCAUACUUCUGGCAGAAGGCAGGCUGGUGAACUUGGGGUGCGCCAUGGGUCAUCCCAGCUUUGUCAUGAGCAACUCCUUUACCAACCAGGUGCUAGCACAGAUAGAGCUGUGGACACAUCCUGACAAAUAUGCAGUAGGAGUCCAUAUUCUACCAAAGAAGCUGGAUGAAGCCGUGGCUGCUGCUCAUCUGGAUAAACUUGGUGUAAAGCUAACAAAGCUGACCGAUAAGCAGGCCAAGUACCUGGGGCUGCCCAAAGAGGGUCCCUUCAAACCAGACCAUUACAGAUACUGAGCAGCUGGUAGGGCCCAAAAAUCAAGACACAGGGAUAGAAAUCUUCCAAAAUACUUGCUUCCUUGCUGGGAAGUCAGUGAACAGCUCCACCCCUUGUCAUCUUUUACACACAUUUAAUAGUGGUUCUCUUUUGUUACACCUGUCUCUUUUUCUACGUUGUUCUCCCCAGCCAUGCCCUAGUACAUCUCUUUUGGUGAGAAUGCCCCACAACUUUUCUUGCACACUUUUUCAAACAGUUCAGCCAGUGCCUCAGCAGAGCAAUUGUAAUGCUGCAAGGUCAAAAAGGAAUUAGCACAUAGAGUUCAGAUCUGUAUUUCCAGAGUCCUCUCCUAUGCAUCUUCAAGUACCUUGACAAUAAAUAAGCUGGAGGGAAAUAAUGAGAGAAGGGCUGCUUUGUACAAAGAUGCUUCUCUCACCAUGGAAGGUACGGGCUGCACUUCACAGUAGGCUUCAUCUAGCUGCUAUUUCAUAAAUAACUUCAUCAUGCCUAGGUAACUGGAACUUGGCUGGAGAUGACCUGAAACAAAAAAUGCAGGGUUUGCUUAUAUCUGGUCACUGAAUCUCUUGGAUCGCAGAUGUUGGUCCAGAUGUAGCUUUUGUCCGUAUAACAUGAUCUGCUUUGCAUAUACAAUCUCUGUAAUAAGAAAAGACAAUGUUUGAAGAGAGGCGGUAUCUGGAAGGAACUUCUUUCAUAUGUAGAGAAAGAAAGCAAUGUCUGAAAGGACCUUCUUUCAUGUGUAACAAAAUUGGUUCUGUAAGCCUGGAUCCAGGUGUGGAGAGCAGUCAGUUCUCCAAAGAUGACAGCACUGAAUGUCUGCUCGGGCCUAGUUUUUGUAUCUUGUGCCUGUCACAGUGUCUUAAAAUGAGUUUUAUUAAAAAAUCUGCAGUGGUAGCUUUGUUUUCAUUA